Messenger RNA from Tripterygium wilfordii, 1097 nucleotides. RefSeq names its product NAC domain-containing protein 90-like. Gene Ontology annotation, biological process: regulation of DNA-templated transcription. The transcript has 3 exons. Bases 42 to 860 code for a protein of 272 amino acids. The record is from RefSeq and is a predicted model, not a curated record. Lineage: Eukaryota; Viridiplantae; Streptophyta; Magnoliopsida; Celastrales; Celastraceae. Gene Ontology annotation, molecular function: DNA binding.
AAAAAAAAAAAAAACUUGAACUGUGUUUGUAAUAGAAAAUCAUGGAUAAUAUGCCGCCUGGGUAUCGAUUUUAUCCGACGGAAGAUGAGCUGGUAUCUUUUUAUCUGCACAACAAGCUUGAAAACACCAGGGAUGACCUUUACCAUGUCAUGGAUAGGGUUAUUCCUGUCCUUGAUAUCUACCACUUCUAUCCAUCAGACCUUCCAUAUUAUGCUGGAGAUCGUUGUCAAGGAGAUCCCGAGCAGUGGUUCUUCUUUAUUCCGAGACAAGAGAGCGAGGCGCGUGGAGGGAGACCGAAGAGGCUCACAGAUUCUGGUUACUGGAAGGCAACAGGGUCUCCUGGAUAUGUUUAUUCAUCAGAACAUAGAAUAAUUGGAGUGAAGAAGACCAUGGUGUUUUAUGAGGGAAGAGCGCCAACUGGAACCAAAACUGACUGGAAGAUGAAUGAGUAUAAAGCCAUAGAUGGUGAACCACUAUCCUCUACUACUACUACUUCUGCUCUUGCACUUCCAAAGUUAAGGCAAGAAUUCAGUUUGUGCCGAGUAUACAAGAAAUCAAAAUCAUUGAGGGCAUUUGACAGACGUCCAGUGACAGUGAACAGGCCAGCGAUAAAACAAUAUGAUCAGGCAACAACAACAUCUCCAAUAAUAUUAAUGGAGGUCAUGAAAGCAACUUCUCUUGAUAGUUCAUCAUCCUCAGGAGAUCAGCAUCAUCACAACCACUGCCCCUCUCAAUCUCAAACUCUGGAAGCUAAUGCUAUAAGAAAUACUACCGGUAUGUGGACGCAUGCUAUGAAUGAUAUUGAUGAACCUGUGUUGGACUGGGAACAUUUUGACUGGGAACAUUUUGAUAUGCCGUAAAAUAUCAAAAUGAUUUGGAUUGUUGGCUAAAUAAAUUAAUGAUCAAGCUAGUUUUUGUGUAAUACACUAAUACUUAUAUGUAUGCAAGUAAUAUAUAUCAUAUAUAUAUAUAUAUAUGUUUGAGAAUUACUUAUCUUAAUUUCUAGAUAUGGAAUUAACCUUAUGUUUGAAAAUGUAUACUUGGAUGAUCUUAAUAUUAACCUAAUUCAUUGGAUGGAUGAAUGCGAGAUUAGUGUU